Messenger RNA from Sturnus vulgaris (Common starling), 1039 nucleotides. It is a transcript of the gene EEF1E1, whose product is annotated as eukaryotic translation elongation factor 1 epsilon 1. Gene Ontology annotation, cellular component: aminoacyl-tRNA synthetase multienzyme complex; cytoplasm; nucleus. The record is from RefSeq and is a predicted model, not a curated record. Gene Ontology annotation, biological process: positive regulation of DNA damage response, signal transduction by p53 class mediator. NCBI's taxonomy places the organism in Eukaryota, Metazoa, Chordata, Aves, Passeriformes, Sturnidae.
AUGGCGGCAGCGGUGAAGGGUGCGGAGGAGCUGGAGCUGUUGGAGCGGCUGCUGGGGCUGCCGGGCGGGAACAAGUACGGCGUCCAGGGGGAGCGGAAGGUUCCUGUUCUCCAAACCAACAAUGGCCCUGGGCUGACGGGGCUGAUGACCAUUGCUGCCCAUCUGGUCAGGCAAGCUAGGAAAGACCAACUGCUGGGAAGCACUGCUGAAGAGAAGGCUGUGGUGCAGCAGUGGCUGGAAUACAGAGUGACCCGAGUGAAUGGAGGCUCCAGUAAGGAAGAUACUAGAACAAUUCUGAAGGAUCUUAACAUGCACCUUGAAGACAAAGUCUACCUUGCAGGAAACAUUUUUACCUUAGCAGACAUUUUGAUGUAUUAUGGAUUGCAUCAUAUCAUGGUGGACCUUACAGUGCAAGAAAAGGAGAAAUACCUUAAUGUGUCUCGUUGGUUCAACCACAUUCAGCAUUACCCAGGUGUCCGACAGCAUCUGUCCAAUGUCAUCUUUAUCAAGAACAGAUUAUACACUAAUGCUCAUUAAGGCAAAUCUUAAUGUCGUGUUAGAAUGAGAUGGGGGAGUUUAGGAAUUGUACUGUCCAAAGCCACUAACCUGCAAGUACUGUUUUGUAACCUUCUGUAUGUGAACUGAAAAUGUCAAUGCCUCAGAUAAUGCAACUGCAUUGAAUUGCUGUUGUUAAUCAAGAAUUAGACCUAAAGAAAUAUUCUGUAUCUGAUUAAAUGCAAAAAUGGUGGAAAGAUGGAAAUGAAGUUUUAAUUCACUAUUUUUUAAAAAAUUUAAAGUUCUUUUAAUUAAACAUUCAAGUGAAAUUACAUCAUCUUUACCAUCAAUUAUUCACUCCUUUUGCUAUUUAUUGAAUUUUUAUGUAUGUCAGCCAGCUUUCCUUUUGUUUUCCAUGGAUGUUUACACUAGUUUUGUACAAGUUAAGAUCUAUAUUGUGUGCCAAGGAUGUGAAAAAGGGAACAUGCAAAUGUUACAAAGUAUUUAUGUGACCGAAUAAAUUAUUUUAAAACUGUAGUCUUAA